UGUUUGUGCGAGGCAGCUCUUGGAGCGGGUGAGACACACUCAGGCCAGGGCCGGCGGCUGGGAGCAUUCAGCCCCGCACCAUUACCCCCCUCUCCAACCCAACCACCCACCCACCCACAUUGCAGCAACUCUGUCAUCUUGCAAAAGGGUUCUGAGUGUGGAUCCUAUUCUAUCUCAUGGAACAAAUGUCUGCCCCGUCAGAUGUAAAGGCCUAGAAACUAAACUAGUCCUCACCAGUUUGCAACCAUCUAACGGGGAAGGGAGGAGAUCGGUGCUCAGAGAUGACCUGUUGGCCGUGCAUAUUGACACCAUUUGCGUAGAACUAUGGGCUGUGCUUCAGCCAAGCAUGUGUCUACUGUUCAAAAUGAGGAGGAAGCACAGAAGGGAAAGAACUACCAAAAUGGCGACGUCAUUGGCGAGGAGUUCAGGAUUCGAACAGUUGAGGAGGUGAAGUACAUGAAGAACGUUAGCCGGGACGAGGCCGACUGGUCUGAGAAACGCAACGCAGGUCAUGAAGAUGACCAAAAAGUAGCUGCCAGGAACCAGGAGAAUCUGGACAGAAGUGCAUUGUCAAACACGAAAGCUAAACUUGGCAAAGAGGCACCGAUUCUAACACACACGCCAAGAGCUAAUAUUCACACUUCAGACAGUCAGCAAGAGUUCUUCAAGAUGCUGGAUGAAAAGAUUGAAAGGAUCACAUGUGGAAAAUGCGAUCUUCCAAAGCCUAGCUUCUUUGACUUUGAAAGCAGACAAAAAUGGAAAGCGUGGAAGGAGUUGGGUGAUAAGACGGUACAACAGGCUAUGCAGGAAUAUAUUGCAGCUGUAAAAGAAAUGGACCCAGAGUGGAAUCCUCAGGAUUCACAGGACGAAUGUGAGCAUGUCUUAUUUGGUGGUCCGGUGGUCAGCAGCCUUUAUCAGGAGGAAAAUAUCAGGGAUGAAGACAAAACAAUUUUUGAUCACUGCAUAGAGAAUAACAUUGAUCGUGUUUGUAAAGCUAUUACAUCUAAGAAUGUGGAUAUUAACCAGAAGGACGAAGAGGGCAGAGCACUACUACAUUGGGCAUGUGACCGAGGACACAAAGACCUGGUCACGAUGUUGCUUGAACAAAAAGCUGAAAUCAAUAUUCAGGAUAGUGAAGGACAAACAGCAUUACAUUAUGCUUCCGCCUGUGAAUUUGCCGAUAUCGUGGAGUUGUUGCUGAAUUCUGGUGCUGAUCCUACAAUUCAGGAUAGGGAGGGAUGCCUGCCCGAAGAGGUGACUGACUCCAAACUCAUCUCACAAAUGCUGCAACACCAUGAAGCACCUAAAGCCUAACUCCUGAGCCUGGUGCCUGACUUCAAAUGAACUCCAUGGGAACAAAAUGUAUUGAAAUAUUGUACAAUCUGCAAUAAUUAAAAGAUGAUUCAUGUUUGCUGUG
Molecule: messenger RNA, 1417 nt
Organism: Leucoraja erinaceus (little skate)
Lineage: Eukaryota; Metazoa; Chordata; Chondrichthyes; Rajiformes; Rajidae
Product: acyl-CoA-binding domain-containing protein 6-like
Exons: 13
Coding region: 325-1314 (329 amino acids)
Molecular function (GO): protein binding; fatty-acyl-CoA binding
Source: RefSeq, a predicted model, not a curated record